CACACACACAUAUAUAUACAAACAUAUAUAUAUAUAUAUAUAUUUUUCGAUUUGGAUUCUUCUCUCUUCCCAUGGGAUGUUCAUGAAAUAGAUAUAAUUCAUCGAUCCCAUGGGUGGUUGCGUUUCUAUGCACGCCAGAGUAACUUCUCUGAAGAAAUCCAAAGUUUUCAAAUCCUUACCGGACACCGACACCGACUCAUACCGGCGUCCCAAAUCCCGAACCCCACGGUCCUCCGGUCCGAUCUCCCCACGGUACUCGGGUCUGAUCACCCCAAAAUUCUCAGGUCCCAUCAAGUUCUCGGGUCCGAUCACUCCACGGUUCUCGAGACCGAUCACAAUCUUGAAAGAUCCAUCAGGGAAUGACAUUUUCAAGAGGUACAAAUUCGGGAAGGAAUUGGGGAGGGGGGAAUUCGGGGUGACCUACCAGUGUUUGGACACGGAGACCGGCGAAACCCUAGCGUGCAAGAAGAUAUCGAAGAGCAAGCUGAAGAGUGAUAUUGUGGUGGAGGAUGUGAGGAGGGAGGUGGAGAUCAUGAGGCAAUUGCCGCCUCACCCGAAUAUUGUUAGGUACAAGGAGGUUUAUGAGGACAGAGAGGCUGUGUAUCUUGUAAUGGAGCUCUGUGAGGGCGGUGAAUUGUUCGAUAGGAUCAUUGCAAGAGGGCAUUACAGCGAACAAGCCGCUGCAAUGGUCGCCAGGACGAUUGUCGAGGUUGUUCAGGUAUGCCAUAAUCGUGGAGUAGUACACCGGGACCUAAAACCCGAAAACUUUUUAUUUGCUAAUGUUACAGAAUCUGCUCCCCUAAAGGCAAUCGAUUUUGGCCUCUCCAUAUUCUUUGAGCCUGGUCAGCGUUUCGGUGACAUAGUUGGAAGCCCCUAUUACAUGGCCCCCGAAGUCCUCAGACGUGAUUAUGGACCAGAAUGUGAUAUAUGGAGUGCAGGUGUUAUUCUUUACAUCUUGCUGUGUGGAGUUCCUCCUUUUUGGGCAGAAUCUGAAGAAGGAAUUGCACAUGCGAUUAUUCGAUCCAAAAUAAAUUUUGAGAAGGAUCCUUGGCCAAAAAUUUCUGAAGAUGCAAAGGAUCUCGUGAAGGGUAUGCUCGAUCCAAAUCCAUACAAUCGAAUGACGGUUGAAGAGGUCCUUGCACACCGAUGGAUACAGAACCCGGAUAAAGUCCCCUCGUGUCCUUUGGGAGAAGGUGUUAGAUGUAAAAUUAUGCAAUUCUCCUUGAUGAAUAAGUUCAAGAAGACAGCCCUCAGAGUGGUCGCAUAUAACUUGCCAGAUGAGCAAGUAAAUCAGAUUGAAAAUGUAUUCCAUAUGAUGGACACUGACAAAAAUGGAAAUUUGAAUUUCGUGGAGCUCAAACACGGCCUUAGGAUGAUUGGGCAAACUGUUUCUGAUCCUGAUGUGAAGUUGUUAAUGGAUGCUGCGGAUGUUGAUGGAAAUGGCACCAUAAGUUGUGAAGAGUUUGUUACGAUGGCUGUGCACCUGAGAAGGAUGAGCGACGACGAUGGGCAACUCCGUCAAGCUUUCCAAUUCUUCGACAAGAAUGAGAGCGGGUACAUUGAGUUUGAAGAGCUUAGAGAAGCUUUGUUGAAUGACAACCUUGUUAUCGACAGUGAUCAAGUCGUCGAGGAGAUCAUGUUUGCUGUUGACUUAAAUAAGGAUGGCCAGAUCAGUUAUGAAGAGUUUGAGGCCAUGAUGACAACCGGCAUGGAUUGGAGGAUGGCUUCUCGCAAAUACUCUAGAGCAAGGCUAAAUGCACUUAGCCUCAGAUUGUUCAAGGACACAUCAGGCCCAUUGAACAAAUCAGGACCAUUGUACAAAUCAGGACCAUUGAAAAUUUAAAUCUUCUUCUUAGCUUUUGAAGCCCGAAACAUGGCUGAAGAUCUGGAGAAACCUCUGUUGAAUCGUGAGAACUUCAAUCGGGAAGGUAUUGAUCGUGGUCUGGUAAGUCAUGCAGUAAAUGGAAGUAUAUGUCAACAACAUCCUGAAACUCUUCGCGGUGGUGGUGAGUAUGGAAAACGGAUGGUUGAGGAACAGAAAUUUGUUCUUGGGGGAUUAGGAAGUAGUCACGAGUUUUAAGUAAUGUACUUGUACAACCAAUGUAUUGUGAGCAGCUGCUUCUGUUUUCUUACGACAAUGUAUUUAUGAGCAGUUGCUUGUGUACCUUAAUACAAA
Messenger RNA from Cornus florida, 2176 nucleotides. Its product is annotated as calcium-dependent protein kinase 7-like. The coding region runs from base 110 to 1843 and encodes 577 amino acids. The record is from RefSeq and is a predicted model, not a curated record. NCBI's taxonomy places the organism in Eukaryota, Viridiplantae, Streptophyta, Magnoliopsida, Cornales, Cornaceae. The transcript has 9 exons. Gene Ontology annotation, molecular function: calcium ion binding; ATP binding; calcium/calmodulin-dependent protein kinase activity. Gene Ontology annotation, cellular component: cytoplasm; nucleus. Gene Ontology annotation, biological process: peptidyl-serine phosphorylation; protein autophosphorylation; intracellular signal transduction.